Molecule: messenger RNA, 2189 nt
Organism: Folsomia candida
Lineage: Eukaryota; Metazoa; Arthropoda; Collembola; Entomobryomorpha; Isotomidae
Product: gamma-aminobutyric acid receptor subunit rho-2
Exons: 10
Coding region: 292-1425 (377 amino acids)
Biological process (GO): nervous system process; monoatomic ion transmembrane transport; chemical synaptic transmission
Cellular component (GO): membrane; synapse; neuron projection
Molecular function (GO): neurotransmitter receptor activity; extracellular ligand-gated monoatomic ion channel activity; transmembrane signaling receptor activity
Source: RefSeq, a predicted model, not a curated record
CUUUAUUCCAUCCUGCUUCUUGGUAGUGGCGAAAUUCCUGGAAUUUCGUGGAAGAUGUAAUUAAACAAGAUCACGUACUGUGAAACCUACCAUCUGGUUUUUCGAUUGGAUAAAGCAACACUUUACAUGCGCUAUCAACAAGAAAUUAAUCUAAUCUUAAUCUGAUCUCAAUGUGCAAAUCUCAACAGGAGCAUAUACUUAGUAACCAAUUACUAAACAGGCAGAAAUCUUUAAGGAUAGGCCAGUUCUUAUUUCAUAUCAGUCAAUACAAGAACACUUUUAAUAAUCAUCAUGCCAUUUUCAGUUGAAGUUUUAAAUCUGUUCCUUAGUUUUACUGCACUUAGUAUUCCAGGACAUGCACUUACAUCCUCUCCAUUAAUAUCCACAUCUCCAUAUUCUCCCAUCCAUGAAAUUUGUGACGAAAAUUUCACCCAGCAUGAUAACAACUUAACCAACGAAGAAGUUACCCUCUCACGGAGGGAGAAACUAUUAUGUGCCUUCCUCCUAAAACACGACGUUCCUCCCACUAGUUCUGAAUCCCCGUCGCCUAAAUUUGAAUUCAACGAGAAUUUCUACCUCCCAAAGAAUUACAAUAAACAAGCCGCCCCACAAAUUGUGACCAAAAUUAGUCAUCCCAACGGGACACAGACGCAGAUCAAGAUGCCCGUACCAUCCCUGGCGUACUUAAAUAUUCGCAGCGUACUUGACAUGAAUGAAGAGAAAGAAGAAGUCACUUUGGAUCUUGACCUCAUUCUGAUGUGGAUUGACGGUAAUAUCGUGCGAGGUUUAAUCGAGAAGAAUAUAUCUGUGGAAAAAUUUAAUAAAUUCGACGUCCGUCAAUUGAGACCGAUGCCGCUCAGUUUUUCUGAAAAAGUGUGGACUCCAGAUGUCUUUUUUGAGGAAGUGCAAUCUGUCAGAAGACCAACAGUUCUGGACAAGACGGGACAAACGUUACUGUUCAAUCCAAGCUUUGCGGCAAUAUUUCUACGCUCGAGGAUGCUAAUAACGCUCCACUGCGACAUGAAUUUUAUCUACUAUCCUGCAGAUUCGCAAAAAUGUCAGUUUCAUCUCCGAAGUGAUUCGUACGACAGUUCACAAUUGAGCCUGCGUUGGUGGAGGAACAAAGCGUAUGGCGUCUACCUGCAUGAAACCUCCGACCCCAAUUUUGACUACCAAGUCACAAACAUCCGAGAGUUUGAAAGCCCCACGAAUUUGGGGCCAGAAACGAGGCAGGGGAGGACGAAUUGCUAUCUUUGGUUUGAAAUUGCUAUGCGCCGCAAAAUGAGUUAUCAUUUACUGCAGACUUAUCUUCCCAGCGUAUUUUUCUUAAUCGUCACGUGGCUCUGUUUUCUAAUUCCUACCAAACUUUUCGAAGCCAGAGUUGGCGUCGCUGCUCACACAGACGUCAAUGUUUUCCUCGAUUAGAGAAAACACUCCCGUUGUAGGAUACGUAAAAGGUAUCGACCUGUGGAUGGUGACCUGCAUCCUUUUCAUUUUCAUGGCCUUAUUCGCCUUCACAAUUGGAGCCUGGUUUGAAAAAAUUACUAAACCCCUUCAAAAUUUGUAUAUCUGACGUUGCAUAAUAUUUAUGUCACAAGGGCGCGUCACGCGCGAGAACGUUUGCGCAUACAGAGAGAGGCUGCCGAGGAGUUCAAUAACCGAUUAAGGAGUCAGGAAUCUGCCGAGAAGAAGCCAAAAAGAAAACGGUUGUAUCACGUUAUCGACCGGGAUAUCGAACGCGUCACGGUGAUCUUAUUAUCACUAUGUUUCCUCGUUUUUGCCACCAUUUACUGGACUUGGCUGCUUCGUGGGUCGGAAUAUCUUAAGUGGAAUGUUAACUCCACAUGGAAUGAUAUCGGGGAAGAGUGAAAUAAUUAAUUGUACUGUUCAGAUACUUGUCGACUGCAUUUUUAAUAAAUACGAGUUAAAUAAGAAGGUAAAAUUUCGAUAGAUUUCGAAAAAAAAUCAAUUUUGAUUUGAUUUUGUAACUGAUUCUGUUCAGCAAAAUAUUAAACUAAAACAUUGAACAAAUGUGAUUAAAAGUUGAAGGGAUAAUAAUACUUAAUGCAACAACUAUUUUUGCAAGAGAUACUACUACGGAUAUUAAAGUUAAAGUACAAGAAAUAAGAAUUUUCAUAUUCCGUAAAAAUGCAAAAUUUGCAUAUGUAAAUGUACGGACAGAAAUAUUA